AUGCUUUCUGACGUUGGGAAGUAUGAUUCCAUUUUAAUAAUCAUACCAAAUGAUCGGUGGAUUGGCCAUUAUGGACAGACCUCGUAUGAUGACGUUAUGGACGCUUUUGCAAUCACCAGCACUUUUCCUAAUCCUUUUUGUAUCCCACCUUCCCUUCAACCACGACUUCCUGGGAUUCAGUCAGAGCCAAUUGGUAAAGCUAGGCUUGUUUUAAAGACAGGUAAACGUGAAACACAAAUUAGAAAUUUUAAUCAAGAUACAAAUGCUGCUGGAGUAUGGGAUCCUUUUCCUGACCCAUUUCAACCAAUGCGACCACCGCCUCCACCACAAACUGGUUCGAUAUUUUCACAACGUGUUAUGGAUGCAGUUUUGACAACAGUUAUGGGAUUAGGAGCUGUUGGAAUUGGAGGAGUAGUUUAUCAAGCAUUUUAUGAAUGGAAUGAAGUACAUAAAGUUCAAUUAGCAUUUACUAAACCUGCACCAUUAUUAAAAUCUAAAACAAAAGAUGGUUUUUUUGCUAGAGAAGAACAAAGAAAAAUAAAUCAUGCUAUUGCAGGUCAUGGUUUAGGAAAAUAUUAUUUGUUGGUGGGUGAGAGAGGAACCGGUAAAACUCAAUUGGUAUUAAAUGCUAUGGAUAGAAUAGGACAUUAUGGUGUUGUAUUUACUGAGGCACAUUCAGACAGUGAAGUAUUCAAAACAAGAUUAGGUAAAGCAUUACAUUAUACUUAUAGAGAAGACUAUGUUGGUCAAUUAUUUGCUAGGGAAGCACCUGAAAGAGGUUCUGCAUUAUUGGAUGUCGAAAAAGCAUUUAACAUGAUAGAACUUGUAGCUGUAAAAUAUUCAAGAAGGCGUGGCAGACCUUUAGUAUUAAUAAUUAAUAAUAUCCACGCAUUUAAAGAUGACGAAGAUGGCGAGGAUUUAUUGGAACUAUUGCAACAAAGAGCUGAAUCAUGGGCUGCUGCUAAACUUGUAACAAUAAUAUUUAACACCGAUGAUUAUACAGUUUAUGAGCGUAUGAAACGAGAUGCAUCACGUAUGGAAGUGAUUAGAGUCAAUAACUUAGGAAAUGAUGAAGCAAUAAAAUUGCUUAAACAAAAGCGUCGUGGUCGUGAAUCAGAUGAAGUGAUUGAAAGUAUUAUUAGUCGUAUUGGUGGUAGAUUGUUAUAUAUCAAUAGACUAGGAAGAGAAAAUAAUUUAGUUGAAACCGCUGACAAGUUGGAAGAAGAAGAAAGAACUUGGAUGACAAAUACAAUUGGCUUAAUACCAGAUUUUGAAGAGACAGCAUUCGAAGAACAGAAAUAUGCAUCUUGUGCAUGGAAAUUAAUUAGAGAAUUAAUUAAAUCACCAACAAAAUCCUUACCAGUAAACCAGUGUAGAAUCAUAACGGGUAAUCCAAAAUGGGUUAGAAUGUUAGAUCAUGACAAUCUCAUAAUGAUAGAUGAUCAACAAAAUGUUAGACCUGAUUCAAAGAUAUUAGAAAAAUGUUUUGAAGAAGUCGUUAACAGUGAAGGGUUUGAUGAAUUGUUGGAUAAUGUUUGUGAAAGAGUUGAAGAAGUUGAUAAGGAACAACGUACCAGAGAAUUGAUUUGGAGUAGGAAAAAUGAUCAAACUGUUAGAGUUGGUAAACCUACAAAGAAAGGUUGGUUAUGGUAG
Entrophospora sp. SA101 is the source of this 1653-nucleotide messenger RNA. NCBI's taxonomy places the organism in Eukaryota, Fungi, Glomeromycota, Glomeromycetes, Entrophosporales, Entrophosporaceae. The record is from the annotation of a GenBank genome assembly.